Suillus paluster is the source of this 2121-nucleotide messenger RNA. RefSeq lists its product as uncharacterized. The transcript is spliced from 2 exons. Gene Ontology annotation, molecular function: protein binding. Bases 174 to 1886 code for a protein of 570 amino acids. NCBI's taxonomy places the organism in Eukaryota, Fungi, Basidiomycota, Agaricomycetes, Boletales, Suillaceae. The record is from RefSeq and is a predicted model, not a curated record.
GAAAAUUAUACCGUCGACUUACCAUCGACCAAGAACAUUCAACACGCUGAAGCCCGCCCAUUCCAAUUGAACAAUUUGAAGGACGCAGGGAAACUAGCUUGAUACGUAGUACUUAGGUGGCGCGUCAGUGUUCGGAAUCUGCGUUCAACCUCUUGGACGACGAGAGGUUCUCCAUGACGACGCUUUCUGUUCACCUGGGUGUCACCUCUAGAAGCGCAAGCGCCCUCGUGGAGCAGUGUCGCACACAAAUCGACAAAGACACGGCUGCAUUACUCGAGUCUGUGCGCGUCCUUCGCUCUCGCAGGAAUGAUCUCGCCCGUAUAUCUUGCCUUCCACCCGAGAUUCUCGCGACUGUCUUCAAAUACAUCGCAGACGAGGAGGUUCUCAAGAGUUAUCCCGGGCACACUCCUGAGAACACUCCCCGUUAUUGUGCGCCUGCGUGUCUGAUAGUCACACACGUCUGCAGGCACUGGCGCCAAGUCGCCCUCGACUUCCCAGCUCUUUGGGCAUCUAUCAAUUGUGCCUCUGCUCGGUGGCUACCAAUGAUGCUCGAGAGGUCGAAAAAUGAUGCUUUGGUUGUCACAUACAGUGCACAGGCCUUACAACCUUGUUUGGAGCAAGUGCUUUCACAGUUACCCCGAAUCAAAGUCCUCCAGUUGUGCUUAUUUUCAUAUUCGGAGGUCGAUGUCGUUCUGGACUGUUUAUCAUCGCAGCCCGCACCAUUGCUUCAAACAUUCAGACUCUCGCACUGCGCGGGGCUCCAUCACUCAGCGAAGCCCUGGCCCAUAUCAGACACAAUCUUCCAAGGACGAGUACCCCGACUUCGGAGCGUCGAGCUUGUGUAUUGUCCUUUCAACUGGACAUCUUGUAUUUUCAGCGGGCUUCGGACACUCGAUGUGAGAGACACAGGCUUUGUCUUUACUUCCUCAGAGCUCCUAUCAGCUCUGAGACGUAUGCCUGACUUGGAGCAGCUUUCGCUCCGGCGACUGCUGAUAUUUCCCGAGGAAACCCAGCUCUUAGGCAAAUUCCCACUCUCUCAGUUGAAACAUAUAGCGCUAGAUUACAUCCUUCCCCUCACAUCCGUCGUAACUCUCUUCGCACAUCUGGCCCUUCCCAUUGAUGUCACCGUCGCUCUAAACCUCGCAGGAACCGUCCAAGGUCCUCAAAGCUUUUCUGAACUACUUUCGGCCAUGGAUAAAGAUCCUAACGAAUUUGGUUCCAUCAUUCGGUCUCUGCGCACCAGCGUUUUAUACGGUGAAUUGGGUAUCCAAUUCAGCACAUCAAUGACGUUUAGAUCUAAUCAUUCCUGGAACCCUCGUGAUGACAAUAUAUAUGACGAUGAUAUACGACUCUCGAUCCAAUUCGAAUCUGGAGAGUUACAGCCAGGCGUUGUAUUUGACGCAAGUCGGAUCAUCGCGCAGCACAAAAUCCAAAACUUGUUUGUCUCAUCGCUCCUUACCAGUGAUCUCCCAGAAAAUUUCUGGCGCGCUGGGUCCGUUAACCUCCCGGAGCUCAAAGUUAUUCAUCUGACCGGGCCCUCGGUUGGAGGUUUAAUUGCUACGCUUUGCAUUGAAGGUGCACAGACCUCAGAUAUAAUGUAUCCCUCGCUCCAUGCCAUAGAGCUCGAGAAUAUUGACUUCGAAUUUGAGGAACCUGAAAAACUUUGGGACAUCAUCACAAUGCGGGCUAAACACGGUGCCUGUAUACGCAGACUCCGAUUCGCGAUGUGCAUGAACUUGAUGGCCAAGCAGGUGCAACUCCUGGAGGAAGUGGUUGCAGAUGUUGAUUGGGAUGGGCAUGAAGAGUCAACAGAGUCGUCGAAGCGUGACAGCUACACUUGCACCUGGAACCAAUAUCCUGAUUCUGAUGAGGACUCGGAGGACUAGUAUCAUGUAUUCCGAUUGUUUUGACUUAGCUCCGGACUCGUCUGUCAUCGCCCUCGAUACCAUUAACCUGAAUUUGGAACACUUGUUGCGAGGAUCAUAGAUGCACUCUGGAGUCUGGCAAUGGACACCUGUAUCAAAACCCAAAAGAUAACGACACGUGUUCGCCUCGACCCUUGUCUCACCAGUCCCUGUAGGAUUGAUGCAUCAUAUCUGCUAGUUAGGGGACAAAGCUAAU